GGAUUGUGCCCAGACUAGGAAGGUGUCAAGUCUGAGAAAGAAACUUAUUGAAACAUCUCUGAGGCUGUUGAAUCACGUGGACAGUUCAUCUUGUAUAAACCCACACCAUCUUGUGCCCAGCUCAGCCUGGCACCAUGGAGAUCAUCUUGUUCGCUCUUCUGCUGAGCGCCACAGCAGCCUCACAGCUGGAAGAUGAUGAUAAGAUAAUAGGUGGCUAUGAGUGCUCGCCCCACUCCCAGCCCUGGCAGGUCUAUUUCACAUAUGGCUCUGGCAACGGCUGGUGUGGGGGGUCACUCAUCAAUGAGUGGUGGAUCAUCUCAGCAGCUCAUUGCUACUUAAGGCCCAGUACCCUGGUGGCUCAUCUCGGGGAGCAUGACACCAGUGCAGACGAGGGCACUGAGCAGCAUAUCCAGGUGGCCAAAGCCAUCCAGUUCCCCCAGUACCACCAAUACAGCGCGGAUAAUGACAUCAUGCUGGUGAAGCUAGCCCAACCAGCCCGGUUCGGUGCCUACGUGCAGCCCAUCCCCAUCUCCAAGAGCUGCCCUGUGGCAGGGACGAAGUGCCUGGUCUCUGGCUGGGGGAACAUCCUGACAUCUGGGGUUCAGUACCCGGAUGUCCUACAAUGUCUGAAUGUGCCCAUCCUCUCUGACUCUGCCUGCCGUGCCGCCUACCCCGGUCGCAUCACCAAGAAUAUGUUCUGUGCUGGCUACAUGGAAGGGGGCAAGGACUCUUGCCAGGGAGACUCCGGUGGGCCAGUGGUCUAUAAUGGAGAGCUGAUGGGGGUGGUGUCCUGGGGCAUCGGCUGUGCCCAGAAGAACCACCCUGGCGUCUAUGCCACAGUGUGUAACUACGUAUCCUGGAUUGAGGAGGUCAUCGCCAACAACUGACAUGCGCAACUGUAGAGUACCUCUCCUGGCAGAGAGGCUGUGUUCAGACCUCCCCAUCCCGCUUUGCCUGCUGCCUGGAUAAAAGUGAUUGAAACCUUCUCAGUAAAACAGGGGGGCUGCCGUGACACCAGGAAACCCAGUAGGGAAGACCCAAGAUGCUUAUGAGAGGAGCAUCAAA
This is a messenger RNA of Mauremys reevesii (Reeves's turtle), 1065 nucleotides long. RefSeq names its product cationic trypsin-like. Gene Ontology annotation, molecular function: serine-type endopeptidase activity. The record is from RefSeq and is a predicted model, not a curated record. The coding region runs from base 135 to 887 and encodes 250 amino acids. Gene Ontology annotation, biological process: proteolysis. The transcript has 6 exons. NCBI's taxonomy places the organism in Eukaryota, Metazoa, Chordata, Testudines, Geoemydidae.